UGUUUUUGUACUUGUGUAGGUGGUAGGCGCUCGGUUUUGUAGUGAUUCUUUAAUUUAAUUAAUUUAGAAUAAUUCAAAAUGAAGUGGUGGAACAUUUUGGUGAUAAUUGCUAUGUUUAGUUUGUUAUUAAUAGUGAUCCCUAUUUCGUAUAAGUCGGGAAAUAGUAAACAACAGUUGCAAUUAAUGUUUGACGAAUACAUACAAAAGUUUAAUAAAACUUAUAAAAAUAACCCAGCAGAGUAUGCGACGAGAUUUGAGCACUUUACGGCUUCCUUAGAAGAAAUAGAGCAACUUAACAGCCAAUCCCGUGGCUCGGACACCCAAAAGGCCCGGUAUGGCCUGACCCAUCUCUCCGACAUGUCCAAAGCUGAAUACCAGGAGUUACAUCUCUCCGAUGAACAGCUGAAGAAGUCUCCGAGGGAGUACAAUCAGACAUGGAGUAGGUUCAGAGAACAGCAACGGAUGGAGCACUUGAAGCAAGUCGGGCCUUCUUAUGUAAGGACUAAGAGGGCAGCUGCGAGUUUACCGUUAACAGUUGAUUGGAGGGCAAAGGGCGUGAUAGGGCCAGUUCGGAGCCAAGGCAUGUGCGGUGCAUGCUGGGCCUUCAGCACUAUCGGGAUCGUUGAAGCUAUGGCUGCCAUCAAGACCGGAAAAUUUGUGCCGCUCAGCGUUCAGGAAGCUAUAGACUGCGCAACGCUCGGCAACGCCGGUUGCCAAGGCGGAGAUAUCUGUCUACUCCUCGACUGGCUCAUGAUCUCCAAAACAGCUCUGCAGACAGCCACAGAAUACCCGCUAAGACUCAUGGAUGGAGCGUGUAGGCUGAGUAAGAACGCUACUGGUGUGCGGGUCAGGACAUUUACUUGUGAUGAUUUCGUGGGUGCUGAAGACAAAAUACUAGAAGCCCUCGCCACGCACGGGCCGGUCGCCGUAGCGGUAAACGCGCUCACGUGGCAAAACUACCUCGGUGGAGUUAUUCAAUACCAUUGCCCAGGUUCCCCGACCGACUUAAAUCACGCAGUGGAGCUCGUUGGCUACGACUUGUCGAGCGACGUGCCGCACUACAUAGCUAAGAAUUCCUGGGGAGGCGAGUUCGGGAACGGUGGCUACGUUAGUCUUGCCGUAGGCACCAAUGUGUGUGGGAUCGCCAACGAGGUCGCUAGUGUAGACGUGCUUUAAACUUUGACGUCUUGGAUUUUUUUCCAUUGAAAUCCUUCCUACAUCCGAUAUCGGAUCGGAUAAUGUGAACACGAACUUAGGGUCGAGACUCGAGACAGAUUGCAACUUGCGUAUCACUGCAAAAUACACGUAAAAUAAAAAUUCAGUCGAAUUGAGAACCUCCUCCUUUUUUGAAGUCGGUUAAAAACUUGUUUGUUUUUUUUAAAAAAAAAACAAAUAUAAUUGUACCUACCGAUUGGUUACUGUAUUUUGAGAGUUUUGUUUUUUAAUUGAAAUAGUUAAAAUGUUGAAAACUUAUAUGUAAGAUGAACACUUAUUUUUAGGGCAGCUUUUAAAGGCCGAUAUAAUUAUCAAAAAUGUAAUAGAGUAAUGGUAAAAUAGACUGAAUAAUAGGCAGCUGAUAUGCAUUGUAACUUACUUACAGACAGUUGUUUUUUUAUAUUUUGUACAUACAUACAUACAUAAAAUCACGCCUGUAUCCCAUAAAGGGGUAGGCAGAGCACAUGAACUACUAAGUUUCAGUGCCACUCUUGGCAAGAAGGGGUUGAAAGAAAU
Molecule: messenger RNA, 1731 nt
Organism: Leguminivora glycinivorella
Lineage: Eukaryota; Metazoa; Arthropoda; Insecta; Lepidoptera; Tortricidae
Product: cathepsin O-like
Exons: 6
Coding region: 79-1176 (365 amino acids)
Cellular component (GO): lysosome
Molecular function (GO): cysteine-type endopeptidase activity
Source: RefSeq, a predicted model, not a curated record